AUGGGGUUUUCUGAAUUGGGAUCUGCAGAGGCCCGAAGUUUCAAGAUGUGGAUCAGCUUGUUGCUUUUUACUUUUUACUUAUGUAGUGUCCAGGGGACUAAUACAGACACUCAGCUGAGCGAUACCUCCUUUUUGGAGCCAUAUGAUUUGUUGUUCGACAAUGCAGUUGAAGCUUAUUAUAAGCAAGACUGGAUGUCGGUCAUCCUUAAUAUGGAACUAGCACUGCGAAAUAAGCGUUCAGUUCAUAAAGUUAGAACGGAAUGUCGACUGAACUGUGCCAACCAGACCACUUUUGGAGAACAAAUACCUGGCUUGGGUAUACCUAUUCCAGGCGUUGGCUCCAUUGAAGAUUUAGGAUUUUUUCAGAGAAUCCUGAAAAGAGCUGCAUGUGUGAGUUCAUGCGAAAGCGAGAAGCUGGGGCCACCUACACUUUACAAAAUAAGUGAGGAAAUGGACCUUGAGUUUAAGAAAAGGACUCCGUACAAUUAUUUGCAAGUCGCAUACUUCAAAAUUAACAAACUUGACAAGGCUGUAGCAGCAGCAAAUACCUUUUACAUUGCCAACCCAGACCAUGUGGAGAUGAGGCAGAACCUUGAGUACUACAAGAUGAUGGCUGGUGUGCAAGAGACAGACUUCAAAGACCUAGAGGCCAAACCUCAUAUGGCUGAGUUCCUAGAGGGAAAGAGGUUGUACAGCUCUGAUGAGUUUGGCCCUGCCAUCGAUCAUUUUGAGCUGGCUGUGAAUGAGUACUUCGCUGCUGACCAGGAGUGUCGUGUCCUCUGUGAGGGUGCCUAUGACUACGAUGGCUACAACUACAUGGAAUACACUGCAGAUUUAUUCCAGGCUAUUACAGAUCACUACUUGUAUGUGCUCAACUGCAAGCAGAACUGUGCUGUAGAGCUGGCAUCCACUGCUGGAAGAGACAAGCCUUUUGAGGACUUCCUACCAUCGCAUUUCAACUACCUUCAGUUUUCGUACUACAACACUGAACAAUAUGAGAAAGCUAUCGAGUGUGCCAAAACCUAUCUGUUGUUCCACCCCGAGGAUGAGACUAUGAAUCAGAACUUAGCGUACUACUCUGUUGUGCUUGGAGAGGAUAAAGCUGCUGACAUCUCCGCUAGAGAGGUUGUUAGGCAGCACAUCAAGAAGUCCUUGCUUGAGAAAGAGCUGCUUUACUUUGGUUAUGAAAUAUUUGGAAUAACCUUUGUUGAUCCAGACUCAUGGACCCCUGCAGAUGUCAUGCCCCUUAAACUGAGGGAGAAACAGAAGGCAGAGCGAGAGACAGCUGCACGGAUCACAGAGGAGAUUGGCAAUUUGAUGAAGGAGAUUGAGACCCUAGUGGAGGAGAAGCAUAAAGAGUCAUCAGAUUUGGCCAAGAUGGUGAAACAUUCUCCCACUAAUGGCAGUCUCCUCAUAGAUGACGUCAAAGUGACCAUGACCUCCAAGGAGCUGAAUGGCACACAGAGAGUGUUGAUGGAUGGUGUGAUCUCAGAUGAUGAAUGUCGAGAACUUCACCGUUUGUCUAAUGCGGCAGCGCAGAAGGGGGAUGGAUACAGGGGCAGGCCCUCACCUCACUCCUCCAGCGAGAUGUUCCAGGGGGUCACUGUUCUCAAGGCUCUAAAGCUGGGGCAAGAGGGUGUCGUUCCUCUAAAGAGUGCUCAUCUAUUUUUCAAUGUCAGUGAAAAAAUCCGGAAAGUGAUUGAGUCUUAUUUCCAACUGGAGUCUCCUCUGUACUUCUCCUACACACAUCUGGUCUGUCGCGCUGCUAUCGAAGAUAAACAGGAGGACCGUGAGGAUCUCAGCCACCCUGUGCAUGCUGACAACUGUUUACUGAUCUCAGAGCUCAAUGAGUGUAUCAAAGAGCCUCCAGCCUAUACACACAGAGACUACAGUGCCAUUUUGUACCUCAAUGAUGAUUUUGAAGGUGGCGAUUUCAUUUUCACUGAACUGGAUGCCAAAACUGUCACAGCUGUGGUGAAACCCCAGUGUGGACGGGUCGUGGGUUUCGGGGCUGGGAAGGAGAACCCACAUGGGGUCAGAGCUGUCACUAAGGGUCAGAGGUGUGCCGUUGCCCUGUGGUUCACUUUAGACCCUCGUCACCAUGAGAAGGAACGAGUUCAAGCAGAAGACCUCCUGAAAAUGCUCUCAACACCCGUGGAUAGUGAGUUCCAGACAACCGUGGAAGACAGCGGCACUGGAGGGCCAGAGGGAACAACGUCCACCACGGAGGCUGAACGGGAUCAGGUGCUAAUACCAACAGAUGGACCCGUAGAGUCACAAAAAGAUAAACGAGUGGAAGAACGAACGGACGAGCCUGUGACUGAACAACCUGUCAAAUCCACCGAUCAGCAGCCUGCCAAAGCAGGUGACAAGAAGAGUGGAAAAUCAAAGGACGAUAACAAAACAAAGGUCAAAGACAAGGCCAAAGCAGGAAGCAAAACACAAACCAAAACGGGGACCCAAACUAAGGCCAAACAGUCUGAAAAAACGAAAGCAAAACAGGCAGACAAAACUAAAGUCAAGCAAGCAGACAAAAAAGAGAAACCAGCCGUCAAAAAAACAGUGAAAACGGCCGCGAAAAAAGCAACAGGAAACGAGAGUAGCGGGAGCUCGGGUUCAAAGCAGCCUAAGGUGAAGAGUUCAAAAGCUCAGGAUUCCCAAACAGUGUCCAGCUCAACAGUAGACACACAAAAAGACAAGGAUGAAUUGUGA
Messenger RNA from Chanos chanos (milkfish), 2712 nucleotides. RefSeq names its product prolyl 3-hydroxylase 1 (gene p3h1). Gene Ontology annotation, molecular function: L-ascorbic acid binding; protein binding; procollagen-proline 3-dioxygenase activity. The record is from RefSeq and is a predicted model, not a curated record. Gene Ontology annotation, biological process: collagen metabolic process. Gene Ontology annotation, cellular component: endoplasmic reticulum. The coding region runs from base 1 to 2712 and encodes 903 amino acids. NCBI's taxonomy places the organism in Eukaryota, Metazoa, Chordata, Actinopteri, Gonorynchiformes, Chanidae. The transcript is spliced from 15 exons.